Molecule: messenger RNA, 1424 nt
Organism: Numida meleagris (helmeted guineafowl)
Lineage: Eukaryota; Metazoa; Chordata; Aves; Galliformes; Numididae
Product: vasoactive intestinal polypeptide receptor 1-like
Exons: 13
Coding region: 1-1275 (424 amino acids)
Biological process (GO): adenylate cyclase-modulating G protein-coupled receptor signaling pathway; cell surface receptor signaling pathway
Cellular component (GO): plasma membrane
Molecular function (GO): G protein-coupled peptide receptor activity; peptide hormone binding
Source: RefSeq, a predicted model, not a curated record
AUGGGGUGCCCAUGGCUGAACCCCAGCUCCUGCGUGCUGCUGGUGCUGCUGCUCGUGCUGCCGAUGCUGCAGGUGCAAGCAACGCAUCCCGACUGCUCCAUCGUCCUCUACUUCCAAGAGCGAGAGGAUGAGUGCCUGGAGGCCAUCAGGAGAGAGAGCCAAACGCCAUCCCCCAGUGGGCAGCGAGGCUGCCGGACAGCAUGGGAUGGAGUGAGCUGCUGGCCAGCCAUGCCCGUGGGUCAGUCCUACUCUGUCACCUGUCCUGAUGUCCCCCACAUCUUCAAGAAGUCCAAAGUGCUGAUCCUUAGGAACUGCACUGAGGUGGGAUGGAGUCCUCCCAGCCCACCGUACUACAGUGCCUGCGAGCUGGAGGCUGCUGGGAGCAGCAACAACACCGAGGCCAAGAAAGGCUACUUUGUCACCAUGAAGGUGCUCUACACCUGUGGCUACUCCACGUCCCUGGCAGCCCUGUUCCUGGCCAUUGGCAUCUUCUCCUGCUUCAGGAAGCUGCACUGCACCAGGAACUCCAUCCACAUCCACUUCUUCACCUCCUUCAUCCUACGCGGGGCCGCUGUGCUCAUCAAGGAUGCUGUCCUCUUCUCUGAUGAGUCUGUUGACCAUUGCACCAUGUCAACGGUGAAGUGCAAAGCAUCCAUUGCCUUCGUGCAGUACUCGGUGUUGGCCAACUUCUACUGGCUGCUGGUGGAGGGCAUGUACCUGCAGACCCUGCUGCUGCUCACCUUCACCUCCGACCGGAGCUACAUCUGGUGGUACAUCCUCAUCGGAUGGGGUGUCCCCAUGCUGACAGUGUGUGUGUGGGUGGUCACCAGGCUGCAGUACGACAACCAUGGGUGCUGGGAUGACUACAGCAGCCCCUACUGGUGGGUGAUCAAGGCUCCCAUCCUCCUGGCCAUAUUUGUGAACUUCCUCAUCUUCCUCAACGUCACCAGGAUGUUGGCACAGAAGAUCCGAUCCCCGGACAUCAGCAAGAACUACAAGCAGCAGUACAUGAGGCUGACCAAGUCCACGCUGCUCCUCAUCCCCCUCUUUGGGGUGCACUAUGUGGUGUUCGCGCUCUUCCCCGAGCACAUUGGUGUGGAUGCCCGGCUGUACUUCGAGCUGGUCCUUGGUUCCUACCAGGGGUUCCUGGUGGCUCUGCUGUAUUGCUUCCUGAAUGGGGAGGUCCAGGCUGAGAUCAAGAGGAACUGGGGCAAGUGGCAGUCAUCCAUGGAGAGCAACGUCUUCAACAUGGCAACCCAAGACUUCACGGCGUGAUGAGGAUGGUGGCCGGGGGGACGUUCCUCCCUGAGGACGAUGGCCCUAGAACUAAAGUGGAUUUGUAGGUUCUGGCUCCUUCACCCUCAGUGCAUCUGAACAACAGUUAGGAAAGGCUCUGCUCAUAUGGAGAGGGGGUUUGGGAUGAG